AUGGCGGACAGUAAAUUCUGUGCUGGUUGUCAGCGUAGUGAUGAAGACAUUCCAGCUGUAUCUUGGUGCAGUGACUGCAGUGAACUUGUAUGCAAUACGUGUUCUAGAGUUCACGAAAGGAUGUCCCCGCCUCAUAAGGUAAUACCAACGCAAGAGAUACAACAACUCAGUUCGUCACUUCUUACAUUGUCCAAGAACUGCGACAAUCAUCCAGAUCAAAAGAUUGCACUGUACUGCUGUCAACAUGACAAGGUAGUCUGCGUGUCAUGUGUUCCGAUAUCACAUCAAAAUUGCAAGUCUAUCAUUUCAAUUGAAAAAGCUGCUAGAGGCGUGAAAGGUGGUACCGCUAUUUCUGAUCUAGAGAGAAGGAUUUCAAACCUAUGUCAAGUUACAGAGAACAGACGGAGUCAAAGUGAGAAAACACUUGUAGAUUUAGAAAAGAGUCGUACCAAAAUAAAGACAAGGGUGUCUGAAAUCAAACGGAAAGUCAUUGUUCAUUUAGAUACGUUAGAAGCAGAGAUACAUAAAGAUAUUGAUUCUAAGUAUUCAAAUUGUACUGAGAGUGUGUCCCGAAAUAAAGAUAGCAUACAAUCCAGUGCAGACUCGCUGUCUACAUGGAAAAGCGAUCUACAUUCACUGAAGCAACAUACAUCAGAAGUUCAUUUAUUCCAGGUGGUAAAAUUUCUAGAUGCAAAAGCUUACCAAAAAGAAUUAGAAAUCAGAGAAAUCCAAACAGCUACUGUUCCGAUACUUAAAUAUCAUCCGUCAGAAUCUGAGUCGAAAAUUAAGAAACUAGUACAAGACUUGGGUACAAUAACGGUUGAAAAUGUCCAAGUACCAAUGCCCUUACUAGAUAUCGAUCAACAAGGUCAAUUGCUAGUGAAAGACAAAAGAAAGUUAUCACUGACUCAUUCAUUCAAGACCACGAAAUUAGUAUCUGUUGAAGAUAAAGGUAUCCAGAUCAUCGACCUGACAUCUUUGACGCCUGGAAGGAUAAUUCAAGCUGAAGGAUACUGUAGAGGAAUCACCAGUUUAAAGGACAAGAUCUGGGUAAAUAAUGAAUCUUACACUCUAACCAUUGUGAAUAUCAAUGGUAAAGUUCUUAAAGAAAUACAAACAACAUUUGAUCCUUGUGAUAUUUGUGCCAAUCAGGAUGGUGAUGUGUAUUGUACUGACUUAGAUAGUGAUAAAGUAUUCCUAGUUUCUUCAGAUGGAAAAGAACGUGAGAUAUACAACAGUACUGACCUGGAACAUGCUGAGGGUGUAGCUGUAGAUGACCGUGGUGAUGUGUAUGUAGCAGGAUGUGUAUCAAACAACAUACAUAGAAUAUCUAAUGAUGGACAGAAACAUGACAUCGUCUUGACAGCAGACGAUGACAUCUAUGGACCGACUGGUUUAUCUUACAACAAUGAAACAAGAGAACUGUUAGUCUUAAACAACCAUUGUAAAUCAAUCAAUAUCUAUAAAACCAAAUGA
Mytilus trossulus (common blue mussel) is the source of this 1476-nucleotide messenger RNA. RefSeq lists its product as uncharacterized. Gene Ontology annotation, molecular function: zinc ion binding. The transcript has 2 exons. The record is from RefSeq and is a predicted model, not a curated record. NCBI's taxonomy places the organism in Eukaryota, Metazoa, Mollusca, Bivalvia, Mytilida, Mytilidae. The coding region runs from base 1 to 1476 and encodes 491 amino acids.